AUGGAAGGUCAUGCUCGUUUACCUUUAGAAAUGGCUAUGCAGCAAGAAGCUCAUACUCGUUCACCUUUAGAAAUAGCUCUGCAGCAAGUUUAUGCGCCGAUGGCUGCAAGAUCUCUCGCACCUCCUGACGUCAGGCUGCCGACAAUAGCGUUUAUGCCUUGGUAUCUGAGACCGAACAACCCCAUUGAGUAUUUUUACUCUCAGUCACGGAUACUCAAGAUGUGCCUGAGGACCAGGAAGGGUGCAACUCAUCGAUUGCAAGUUCUCGAGUUAGCCGGAAUUGAACGUAUCGGGUCAGCGCUACUCCGGUUGAAAUUAUCUGCAAAACGUCAGGAUUCUAAAAUGAGGCGAGGUCACAACCAGCAGGACUAUGGAUUUCGGGAACCGCUGUUAUCGUUCUUCGCCUCGGGUAAUUCAGCGAUACCAAUGCCUGCUCCCGAAUUUGAAAGCCAGGUCAAUGGUAAAGAAGGGCGAGCAACUCGAAUCUCAACAGAGCGCCAUUCGCCAACAGAUAACACCGGAAAUCGGGGAACUAUGCAAACACAUAAGUUCGGCUCCGUUAUGCGGACAAGUUCACCGCCAGAAAACGAAGCACAAUGCUUACCCCUGGUCAUUGUCGCUGCGAGACUGUUGGGCAUGCUGAAAGGCUUUUCGGAUAUCUCCUUUGCGAAACUUGUGUGGCGGUCCGUGGUUCCUUCCACGGGUUCAGACGGUACUUGCAUGGAACGACAAGGAGUGCACCAAACGAUGGGAUACCGGAUUAAUAAGUCAGAGAAAGGGCUUGUCGGGCCACGUCAUGCGCGUGUCAAUGAUGACGUUGGGACGAUGUACCUGACUCUAGCUACGUCUGUACCACAGCCGUGGAACAAGAUGUCCCACUUAUCGCGUUUCUGGACGUAUUGGGGUUGGGAGAUUAAUUAA
Molecule: messenger RNA, 921 nt
Organism: Suillus discolor
Lineage: Eukaryota; Fungi; Basidiomycota; Agaricomycetes; Boletales; Suillaceae
Exons: 7
Coding region: 1-921 (306 amino acids)
Source: RefSeq, a predicted model, not a curated record